GUCCUUCUAGAUGAAGCAGACCAUUGCUUAGCUUGCAGUUGCACCCCCUCCCAAAGAAAAAGAAAAACCAUUUUUUGGUACCAAGUUUUGUUUCUUAACGACGCUGACUUCUGUCUAGCUAGUUUUUGUUUUUCCAAUUGUUCGUAUGUUGUCACGUUUUGUGAAACAAGCAUAGUGGGUAAACCCUGAUUUAUCGUGCCUACCCAUGUGGAUGAUCAACGGUGAUCACCAGUCGGAAAAGUCAAGACAUUUCUGUGCUUCUAGGCAACUCCCUUCAACCUCAAUUGCCUACUGUGUUUAUUUUGACUUCUCUUGCUUAUCAGAACUCUUGUGUAGCAAGUAUGACCGAGUACAAACUUGUCGUCGUUGGUGCUGGAGGUGUAGGGAAAAGUGCAUUGACAAUUCAGCUUAUACAGAAUCACUUUGUUGAUGAGUAUGACCCUACAAUAGAAGAUUCAUAUAGGAAGCAAGUUGUAAUUGAUGGAGAAACAUGCUUAUUGGAUAUCCUUGAUACAGCUGGCCAAGAAGAAUAUAGUGCCAUGAGGGAUCAGUACAUGAGGACAGGAGAAGGGUUUUUGCUUGUAUUUGCUGUCAAUAAUGCCAAGUCCUUUGAAGACAUCAGUGCAUACAGGGAGCAAAUCAAAAGAGUCAAAGAUGCAGAAGAAGUCCCUAUGGUUUUGGUAGGCAAUAAGUGUGACUUACCCACCCGCGCUGUUGACAUGGCCCUAGCGAGGGAAGCAGCAAAAAAUUACGGAAUACCUUUCGUAGAAACCUCGGCGAAGACCCGCAUGGGCGUCGAUGAUGCCUUCUACACUCUCGUAAGGGAAAUCCGGAAAGAUAAGGAACGUCGAGGACGGGACAAGCAGAAAAAGCCUGGUGGUAAACUCCGUCCUCUGAAAUGUCAUAUUCUGUAACGGUGACUAGGAAGCUAUUAACGCCAUAGUAUAUGGCAGAAUGCAGUUGGAUUUAUGCUGGAGCGUAUUCUGCCAUAGAAGUUGUCCUGCUUGUAGCUAAGCAGAUGGUACUAAACAGGCGGUCAAGCCUUUCAUCGAAUGGCUUGGUGGGGAGGGGGGAUAUAUUUUCUUUUCACAAGGGUAUUGGUAAUUAGAAUGCGAAUAUAACGUGUGUUUUGUUUUCUUUUCCUUCAUCUUUUUUUCUUUCUCUCCAUGCGUAGUAUAUGCGUAAGUGUGGCUUGUGUCGUUUUACAUGUUUGUAAUAUUUUGGUACGUUCACAAGUUUUAUCAAUCACGGUUUCUUAAUGAUGUAGCAAUUCUUACUGCCCCUUUGCCGUGGACUGCAACUGAAAGCAUAUCACGGACUUGAAUUUGGACGUUUUCAGAAAACUUCAUUUUCGAACAUUAUUUUUAAUGGUCUUGCGAUAGAUAUGUAAUAGCGAAUACACAUUCAUGAUCGUCUA
This is a messenger RNA of Daphnia magna, 1417 nucleotides long. It is a transcript of the gene Ras85D, whose product is annotated as GTPase HRas. Gene Ontology annotation, molecular function: GTP binding; GDP binding; GTPase activity. The transcript is spliced from 8 exons. The record is from RefSeq and is a predicted model, not a curated record. Gene Ontology annotation, cellular component: plasma membrane. Gene Ontology annotation, biological process: Ras protein signal transduction; epidermal growth factor receptor signaling pathway. Lineage: Eukaryota; Metazoa; Arthropoda; Branchiopoda; Diplostraca; Daphniidae. Bases 342 to 914 code for a protein of 190 amino acids.